Messenger RNA from Magnolia sinica, 2925 nucleotides. Its product is annotated as protein STRUBBELIG-RECEPTOR FAMILY 5-like. The record is from RefSeq and is a predicted model, not a curated record. Bases 496 to 2445 code for a protein of 649 amino acids. Gene Ontology annotation, biological process: protein phosphorylation. Gene Ontology annotation, molecular function: protein binding; protein kinase activity; ATP binding. Lineage: Eukaryota; Viridiplantae; Streptophyta; Magnoliopsida; Magnoliales; Magnoliaceae. The transcript has 17 exons.
GUAGCCCGGGAAAAGCAGCUAAAAAUAGAGGGAGGGAGGGAAGGGAAAAGUAGGGAGAGAGGCAAAUGAGGGGAGGUUUGGACGUGGCAGGAGUUCUUCCUUUUCUUCUUCUUUCUCUGUUGCAUGGCCAAAUCAAUGCCAGCGACGGAACACUGAUAGCUUCAGUGCUCCUCAUUGCACUAAGAUGGUUCGGAUCUUUCUUCCAUUUUCUGCUCUGCUUUUGGGGCUUCUCAUCAUCCCACUCCAUGGAAAGACCGACUCUCCUGAUGGCUCUAGGGUGACAAUGGAGGGGCAUACCUGAUGGACGGGGUGGAUCUCACGAGAGUUCCACCCAUAUGGUGCUAGGGACCUAAGGGAGUUAUGCCACAUUGCUUCUUCAAUCAGUGGCUUACAAAAGUCUGCAAUGGCUGCCUUUCCAGUGAGGGUCUGAGAUCCCAAUUUAUGAGAUGUUUAUGAUGGUCCAAUCAAAGCAAUUGUUUAUUAGGUGGCUCAUCAAUGGUGGAUAUCAUCAUACAAAUGCAUGCGUGUGUUCAUGGUGCACCAUAUGAAGUCGCUGCCCUCACAGUGAUGUACACGAGCUUAAAUUCUCCUUCUCAGCUCACUGGUUGGCGUUCGAGUGGAGGUGAUCCCUGUGGCGAGUCCUGGAAAGGAAUUGAGUGUUCAGGCUCAUCUGUGACAGAAAUCAGACUAUCAGGUCUUGGACUGACUGGGACAAUGGGGUAUCAGCUAUCAAGCUUGACAUCCGUGACCUACUUUGAUUUGAGCAAGAAUAAGCUUAGUGGCGAUAUACCAUACCAACUUCCACCAAAUGUACUUCACAUAAAUCUUGCUAGUAAUAGCUUCACUGGUGGCAUACCUUACUCAAUUUCGCAAAUGACAGACCUUAAAUACCUAAAUCUUGGUCAUAAUCGGCUUAGCGGCCAGCUGAGUGAUAUGUUUGGAAAGCUACCCAAACUCUCUUUGCUGGAUCUCUCGUUCAAUAGCCUGUCGGGUAAUCUACCUCCGAGUUUUGCAUCCCUCAAAAGUCUUAGCACUCUGUACUUACACAACAAUCAGUUUACUGGUCCAAUAGAUGCUCUUGCACGUCUUCCUCUGGAUGACCUGAAUGUUGAGAAUAACCGUUUUACUGGUUGGAUUCCAAAGAAGUUGAAGGAUAUAGAUGCCAUUCAGACCCAAGGAAAUAAAUGGUCAGACCCACAGGCAAAUGAAAUCAGCCACUCAUUCAACAAUAAUGGAAAUACGAAGUUUCUUCUGAAAGUAGGAGCCAUUGCUGUAUCAGUGGUUAUAUUAUUGAUCUUGGCUGUGUUUUUACUAGUCAUUGUUGCACGGAAAUCUUCAUCUUCCCCACCAUCACAUUUUCUUGAUGAUGAAAAGUUCAACCAAAAGAGAUCGUUUAGCCCUCUAGUUUCCCGUGAGUUUAAAGAGCUUCAGACAAUGGAAGCUACUUCAUUCACUGUGGAUACUUUGGAUAAAUUUGCUUCGAUGGGUGUUAAACCUCCUCCUAAUUGGCAAAAAUCAUCGAGUAAUAAUGAAGUUAUGAGUAGAUUCAGUUCCAGAAAAAGCACAGAUCUCAUUACUGCCACAGCUUAUUCACUGGAGGACCUACAGGGUGCUACUGGGAGCUUUGGUCUGGUCCACGAUAUCGGGCAGGGGUCAAUUGGUCAUGUUUAUAAGGCAAAAUAUGAGGAUGGGAAGGUUUUAGCUGUGAAGAAGAUAGACUCUGCGAUUCUUGAAAAUGGUGGUUCUGAAGAAUUCAUGAACGUGGUCUCAAGAAUCUUACAGCUGCGCCAUCCAAACAUCACCGAACUUGUUGGUCAUUGUGCAGAGAACGGUUAUUAUCUGUUAGUCUAUCAAUUCCUGAAGAAUGGGUCGCUUCAUGAUUUCCUACAUCUUUCAGAUGAAUACAGCAAGCCGUUGACGUGGAACACUCGAAUUAGGAUUGCUCUCGGCACAGCUCGGGCCGUAGAGUACCUGCAUGAAAUCUGUUCUCCUUCUACCAUGCACAAAAAUAUCAAGUCCAGUAACAUCUUGCUCGACACUGAGCUCAAUCCCCACCUUUCAGAAUGCGGUUUGGCUACCUUUUACCAGCACACAAGCUGGAGCUCAGAGGAUGGAUACAAUGCUCCAGAAUGCAUCAAGCCAUCAGCGUACACUUUGAAAAGUGAUGUAUACAGUUUCGGGGUGGUUAUGUUGGAGCUGUUGACGGGUCGGAAGCCUUUUGACAGUUCAAAACCGAUAGAAGAGCAGUCUCUAGUUGGGUGGGCUGCACCGCAUCUCCACAACAUAAAUGCAUUGGAAGAUAUGGUGGACCCUGCUCUACGGGGAUUGUACCCGCCCAAGUCACUUUCUCGUUUUGCUGAUGUCAUCGCUCUGUGUGUCCAGACGGAGCCAGAAUUUCGGCCACUCAUGUCAGAGGUGGUGCAAUCGCUCGGCCGAUGUGCAUGAGCAUGAACAAUAGGGACUGGUUAGUGAAGAACCUGGUGCUUCUAACGGACAUGGAUGGACCACGGAACCCAAUCCAUAUUUAAGGGAGAGACCGUUUUUCUCGAAAAUAUCCAUACCAAGGGGCCAAUUGCAUUUGUUUCUUCCCAUUGAACUUGCCUGAUAUCGUCAUAGUGUUGCUGAUUGUAGCAAGUUAUUCUCCUACAAUUCAUCAAAAAAAAAAAAAGAAAAAGAAAAAGAAAAAGAAAAUUAUUCUGCAUUUUUUCUAUGCUCUCUCUCUCUCUCUCUCUCUUAGUGUACAAAAGGAUUACGCUUUUAAAUUAGACAGCGCAUGCUAUUUCCAAUAUUCAACCGUUGAUCUGGACUUCAUCAAUACUUGAUUUCUUUUGGUUGUGUUUUCAUAAUCAAUCUGAGAAUGAUUGAUUCUAUGAAUGCAAUUUGAUGAUGAAAUUCAAUGGACCAUUUUCAGCUUGGAAAUGAUAA